AGAAUUAAGAAGGAAAUCCCUUCCCUCUUGCCCGGCCGUGGGCAAAAAGGCCCCUGGCCGGCCCUCUCGCGCCCUCCUUCUAGCAGCGCCAUAACAAGUUGUUUAGUUAAUAAACCUAGUGCAGCAUGAUUCGUCUUGUACAUGCUCCACUUCUCAUCUAGAAUGGCAUGCUGAUCUAAACACAGCCAGCCAGCUUUGAGAAAACUGUUUUGAAGAUGAUCUGUCAUGUCUUUCUGAACUUUGGUGAAAUUCUUAAACUAAUUAGAAUUUAGAAGUAUCAUUUACAUGUCUUUAGCCUGAAACCAUUAUAUUUAUAUAUAACUGUCCAUGCCGCCGAGGAGUAGUUAGGGCCCCGUCGUGUAGCUUAUUAGUUCUAUAAUAUCUGAGAGAGAGAGAAAAGAGAGAGGGGUGGAUGGAUCCUGUAUAUAUCUUUGGAGUCCAAACUGGUAGUAAUCUGUAGUUUCGAUUGAUCUUGAAUCAUUGCUAAAUUGAAGCUGAAAAACUUGAUCGAAUAGCCAAUUCCAAUCUCCAUUUUGUGUAUCUUUCGUUUGGAUGUCUUGUUAUGUUGAUCCUUUUGCUUGUUCUUGAUCUUGAUGCCCAUGUGAACAACGAUCUUCUCUUGCUGCAAUGUUUCAGUAUUUUUUUUUGAAACGAAUGUUUCAGGCAGUUUCACUUGAUUAGCCGUUCUUGAGGGACAAUCUUGGAAUUGCUUGAUUUAGCAGGGUGCGAAUCGUGAAAAUUUUGUGUUAGCGAGUGAUCUGAUUUGGGGGAAGGGGAUCAGAGAGGUCUACCAAUUUAGGGAAUAUUUCUAGGGUCGUAGCAUAGGAGAUGCUCAAUUGGGCAAGCAAGGCUGAGCUACAUGCUAGGGUUCCUCUGGGCAAGCUGCUGGAUCGGGCCGCCACUUUCUCCUCAGGCUCCAAGUUGUUCGUCCGAGGUCUGUCCUACAACUCGAAUAAAGUUGCUCUCAAGGACGCCUUCUCUCAGCAUGGCAAUGUUAUCCAAGUGAAAGUAAUAUGCCAUCCUGUCACGGGGAGAUCCAAAGGAUACGUCUUGGUCAAGUUCUCUUCAGAAACUGAAGCAGCCGCGGCGUUGGAGAGGAUGAGUGACGUGGUGCUUGAUGGAAAGAAAAUGCGGGUGGAUUAUGCAAACAGCGAACAAUCUGCUGCUGCUGCUGCUGCAGAUGAGUCUUCUCCUAAGCAUGAGACCUUUAUCCGAGGGACACAUACUGGGCUCCAUUUGGCAUAAGCAUUGUUUCGCAAAGGGAACCAUGAACCAUCUGUAGUUGCCCCCAAAGAACUUUGUCUUCAUUCUGAACAAAUUGCAACAACACCUGAGUGGCUGAAUAGGAAGCGAACACGAUCCAUCAUAGGCACGACUUCACGAGACCUUUAUCCGAGUGACACAUUAUUGGGCUCCAUUUGGCAUAAACAUUAUUUUAAAAAAGGGAACCAUCUGUCUUUUAGCUAGGUUAGAAUAGCUUUGCCUUGCUUUUUGCCCUGUUUUCACUCGGUCUGUGCUUUGCCUUGUCUUGGAUGUGUGUUUGUGAAAAGAAAGAGGGAACCAUUUGUUGGUAUAUCGCAUUAAUUGAUAGUGGGGGGAAUAACUGGAGUGAAUAUGCUUACGUCAUCUGGCAGAUACGUGAUUACAUUCAUUUUGUAGUGGGCUAUGGUGCUGUAUAACUGCACUUUAAGCGAAAAUUUGA
This is a messenger RNA of Triticum dicoccoides, 1702 nucleotides long. RefSeq names its product glycine-rich RNA-binding protein 2, mitochondrial-like. The coding region runs from base 829 to 1245 and encodes 138 amino acids. The transcript has 6 exons. Lineage: Eukaryota; Viridiplantae; Streptophyta; Magnoliopsida; Poales; Poaceae. Gene Ontology annotation, molecular function: RNA binding. The record is from RefSeq and is a predicted model, not a curated record.